AACAAAGUCCAGCAGGGACUUCGUUGCCCUCUCUCUCUCUCUCUCUCUCGUUCGAUUCAAACAGAAUCCGACUACAGAUCUUCAAAAACAAAGUCCAGCAGGGACUUCUUGCUUCUUUCGAUUUCUCUUUCUACUUUCUCUCACUAUAUCUUCAUUUUCUUUCUCGGAUAGUAUUUUUCGUCUCUCUCUCUCUCUCUCUCUGAGUAGAUUUUGAAGAUCUGUAGUCGGAUUCUGUUUGAAUUUAGCUGAAAAUCUAGGGCAUUUGCUUCCGUGAUACUUGUUGAGUUCCUCGUCACUCUAGUUCGAGGCAUUCUCCCGGCUUUCUUGGUCUAAGAUUUUCUAGGAAAAUUCCUUUUUUCUUUUUUGUCUUUGUCUUUUUGUCGUGAAAAUGGAGAGAGUCCAACAUAAGAAGUCGAACAACGAAGGAAACAGGCUGAUUCAAAGACAAAGAAGUCUACCAAAAUUGGCAUCAGAUUAUAGUUCUUACAGCGGUGGCACCACCGAGGAAGAUUUGUUCUCAUGUGAGUUGUGGACUAGCUCUUCUAGACGAGUGACAGGCACCCCAAUAAAGAAGUUAUUAGCAGAAGAAAUGUCAAAAGAAACGGUGUCCAAGAGACGGCCACCGAGUGUUAUUGCCAGAUUGAUGGGUCUUGAUGGGCUGCCACCUCAGCAGCCUCUUCAUAGACAACAUAAGGGGUUCUCAGAAACUUAUCGACAAUGGACUGCAUCACUAUCAUCCCAAAGGGAUGGAAAACCAUAUGAACGCCAAUCAAAUAGGAAAGACUCAAUGGCGCAGCAAGAAUGUAAGGAUGUGUAUGAAGUUUUGGAAACAUCAAACGUUGAGAGGAGUAGUUACCCAGCAAAAAGGACUAUAAACUCAAAGCUGUCUGAGGCAGAGAUGGCGUUUAUUCAACAGAAGUUCAUGGCUGCAAAACAUCUUUCUACAAAUGACAAGCUUCAUAAUUCAAAAGAAUUUUGUGAUAUGCUUGACAUGCUGGAUGCCAACAAAGACCUAUUGAUGAAGUUUCUUCAGCAGCCAGAUUCCUUGUUUACAAAGCAUCUCGUUGAUCUGCAAGGUGUUGCUCCUAGAUCAAAACGCAGUCACAUGGCAGAUAUGGACCCAUCAAAAUUGGAUAAGUAUGAAAGCAGUACCAUUGGUUGGAAGUCAGAGAAAGGGAUUUUACAAUGCUCUCAUCGGAAACAUUAUGAUGGUCUUUUUACCCACUUCUACAAUCAUCGUGGUGCUCAAAAACCUCUUAAAUCACCAAACAUUCAAUUAGAAGGGAAGCAUGAGAGUGAGACAAACAUCCACCCAACACGGAUUGUUGUUUUGAAGCCAAAUCCUGAGAAGAUGCAGAAUGCUACUAAAUCUGUUUUAUCAACCAGUUCUUUUCAUGGUAAUCAGUCAGAUUGUAGGAAGCACUGGGAAUAUCGGACCAUUGAUACUGGUGAGGGAGGACAUUGGGUUAAGAAAAACUCAUCUAAUGAUGAUGCAGGUUUUUUGAGGCCCAAGUCUAGAGAGCCCAAAGAAAAAGCUAAGGAGAUUACUACGAAAAUGAGAGAGAGUUUACGAGGUGAGCCGAUGGAUUUGCCCUCCAUAUUUAAGGGAUAUGCUGGGGAUGAGAGCUCAUAUAAUGUGUCUGCAAGUGAUUCUGGAAGUGAAUCAGAACUGACAAUAUCGACUCUUAGAAAGUCCUUUCGCUGGAGUAACCGACCUAGACCUUCAUCAUGGCAUUCAACUGAGUCAUCUGUAAGUAGGGAGGCCAAGAAGAGACUCUCAGAGAGGUGGAAGAUGUCCCAAAGGUAUCAGAAUUUUGGAGUAGUUGGUAAGGCCAGCACUCUGGGUCAAAUGCUUUCUAUUCAUGAUACAGAAAUAAGGCCAGAGAAUUUUUAUCCAAUGAUUGGUUUGGAUGGAUCCAGUGACAGAUUUGUUAGCAAUGAUGAAACUGCUGAGUGGGAUAGUCCUUUGGGUAUUAGUAGUAGGGAUGGUUGGAAGGAUAGCAUCAGAAUUUCAUCCAGAUCGAGAUCUAUUGCUGCUUCAUAUGUUGGCUUUGGUGGCCCUAAAACAAACAUGCAACGUGAAACUCUUGACCAGGAUAGUUAUUUGAUGGCUGGAGAAGCCAUGAAUCGGGGUAAAAAUAAGGCAAUCAGGAGAAAUUCCAAUAAGAACGAAGACUCUUCAUCCAGAAAAAUAAAAUCCAACAAUAAGAAAUCUCAAUCCUCUCACCUCACCUAUAGUGAUAGUACUGACUCCUUUGAGGAAGAGCAAUUUAACCUAUCUCCGGUGGAGAUCAACCUUGGAAAGAAAGAUCCUGCAGAACAGAAGUCUUUAGUUUCUCAGAUGUGGACCCAUAACAUCAACUGUAAAAGUUCAAUUAAUGAUGCUGAGGCAGAUGGUGGACAUGCGGAUAUGUAUUUUGAAUCUCUUGAUGAGGAGUUGCCCUCAAAACCAUCAUCUUGUUUGUUUGGAAAUCCUACUUCUUCUAUCCCUGGUCCAGAGGAUUCAAAAGCACAGGUACCUCAAAUUGGGCCAUCUGAAGAAGAGUCAGUUCAGCUGCAGUGUCCAGUACCUGAACCACAAUCUCCAGCAAGCUCAAAGGAGGCUGAUCAUCCGAGUCCGGUUUCAGUUUUGGAAGCCCCAUUUGUGGAAGAUGUAAAUGUAAUAUCACCUGGUUCAGAAUGCUUUGAGAGAGUCAAUGCUGAUCUUCACGGGCUUCGAAUGCAGCUUAAGCUACUCAAGAUGGAGUCUGGAGCAAAUGCAAAUGGACUAAUGCUUACGCCAAAUGACAAAGAUGUUGGCCAAGGAUUUGUCUCAGUCUCUGAGGAAAAUGAAGUAUUUAAUGAUGAGAGUUGGGAAUCUUUCUAUCUAGGUGAUGUGCUAAUUGACUUUGGAUAUGAUGAUGCUGACCCCUACACUUUCGUGUCAACGUGGUACUCUUUCGAUUGCCCUCUGGACCCUUGUUUAUUUGACAACCUUGAGAAGAAGUAUUCCAAUGAGACAACGCCAUUGAGGUCUGAAAGGAAGCUCCUGUUUGACCGCAUAAAUUCCGGGCUCUUUGAAAUGUUCCAUCAGUUCGUGGAUCCACUCCCAUGGGUGAAGGUGGCAACAAGGAAGGUGGGCCUUACAUGGCAGAAACAUGGGAUCGGUUACGAGCUGCAUAAGUUGUUGGCAAGUGAAGAGAAGAGCAUGUAUGAGGACGUGACAGAGAGGGUGUUGGAUAGGGAGAUGCAGUGGCUUGAUUUUGGGUAUGGCGUGGACGCGAUAGGUAGGGAAAUUGAGAAAUUGUUGAUAGAUGACCUAAUAGUGGAGGUUGCGAAUAUGUAAAGUAUGGAUCUGAACUCGAGUUUAGGCAUAGCUAGAGGCAAGCGAAAGGAAUGGAACGGAAUGGAAUAGUAGGUGGAGAAGAUGGGGAAUAAAAGAUCGAGAAAAAUACUCGAUGUUCAUAACAUAUAUUAGCAUAUGUUUCUUUUUUACUGUUAAGUUUAGCUGUUGGAACAUUUGAGUUUAGUAAUAUAUUAGCAUAUGUUUCUUUUUUAUUGUUAAGUUUAGCUGUUGGAACAUUUGAGUUUAGUAGUUCUUUAUGAUUGAGGAUGUUUUAGGAUGAAAAACUGUGGAUGAAUAUAGGGUUCUUGAUCAAGUUUAGUUUUUUGUUUCAA
Messenger RNA from Camellia sinensis, 3657 nucleotides. RefSeq names its product afadin (gene TRM19). Lineage: Eukaryota; Viridiplantae; Streptophyta; Magnoliopsida; Ericales; Theaceae. The record is from RefSeq and is a predicted model, not a curated record.